Molecule: messenger RNA, 2565 nt
Organism: Glarea lozoyensis ATCC 20868
Lineage: Eukaryota; Fungi; Ascomycota; Leotiomycetes; Helotiales; Helotiaceae
Product: Cysteine-rich
Exons: 3
Coding region: 1-2565 (854 amino acids)
Molecular function (GO): zinc ion binding
Source: RefSeq, a predicted model, not a curated record
AUGGCGUCUACAUCUGCCACCAACCCAGAUACUCUGGUCACCUUGAAAGUCAAUAUCGAAGGUAGCAACCGUCGAUUCAAGCUUCCCCUCCGUGAUCUUGGUGCCAGCACACUCCCAGACAAGCUUCGAUUCCUCCUUUCCAUUCCUCCUACCUCCGAGGCAGUAUUCGAGCGUUACUCCGACUCUGCCGCUGCGUUCGUCGUCCUCGACCCAUCCAACGUCUCGGUCUACAAACAGCUAUAUCGUGCAGCUAAGGCAAAGCUAAAGCUACGUCUCAAGGUCACUGUCAACCACAAGGAACCUAUUACUCCAAAACCCGCUACCGUCGAAGACGAGGAGGUCGCCCCAGUCAGCCCUGUCGAGACUGAGCCCGUAGCUGCUCAAGAGCCUACAUAUCAAGCACCAACCCCAGCCGCACAACCACAACCACAACACACCACUUACUCAGAACAAGCCAACGGCUCUGUUGCAGAUAUCCAGCGUGGCCUGGAGGAGCUUCUCAUCAACCAACCUCGUUACUACUCCAAGUCUGACUCCAAGUUUGGAGCCGAAUCAAGUAUGCCUGCUCCCCCAAUGUGCUGCAGCUACUCCAAAACCACCCCAUGCCUCGACCUCGAUGGUGAAUUACCAAUUCUUGCAAACUCUGCUACUGCUCGCGAUAACUGGUACGCCGAGCUCGCAAGCGUUUCACAAGCUCGCCAAAUGGCCGUCAGUGCACACCACGGUGUGUCGCACCCUACUGUGAGCGUGUUCUCCGUAUACUGCAACGACUGCGGUUCGGCUAUUCCAGAUGAGCAUUAUCACUGCAGCACCUGUGACGAUGGCGACUAUGAUCUAUGCCAAAGGUGUGUCGAUGAUGGAGUCCUCUGCGGUGGUGAGGAGCACUGGAUGAUCAAGCGUUUCGUCAAGAACGGCAAGGUCAUCAACAGCACAACCGAGACAAUCGCACCAAAGCCAAAGGCUCUUUUCUCCGAGUCCAAGACUACCCUGGCUGCAGAGGAGUCAAAGAUUGUCGCUACUCGUACUUGCAACUCUUGCAUCAGAGAACUCACCGAGGAGCGCUUCGUUACUUGCACCAGCUGCGCUGACUUUGAUCUCUGCAUUUCUUGCCUUGUUGCAGCAAACCAUGGUCACCACCCCAAGCAUGCCUUCACUCCAGCUGUUGAGGAUACCCAACUUGACCUAGUAGUUCAGGCUCUCCUUGCACCAGGUCGCAACACUGGCCACAACGCAGUCUGCGAUGGCUGUGAUAAAUACAUCUAUGGUGUUCGACACAAGUGCCUCGAUUGCCCUGACUGGGAUUUCUGCUCUGUCUGCAUGCCAAAUGCAAACUUCAUUCACCCACGCCACCGCUUCGUACCUAUUUACGAGCCGCUCAACGACCUUGCGGCCAUCUCCCGCGCUUAUAGCAGCAAAGCUCGUCACAUUGGCAUUUACUGCGACGGCCCUCUUUGCAACGAGAGCAAUGGAGUUCAGACCUACAUCAAGGGUGACCGAUACAAAUGUGCUGUAUGCCACGAUACCGACUUCUGUGCCAGCUGCGAGGCUAGCCCAUCUAACCCCCACAACAAGACCCAUCCUCUCAUCAAGUUCAAGACCCCAGUCCGAAACGUUAGCGUUACCACAUUGGGAGAUCACGAGGAUGGCAAGCCAAUGCCAGUCAUGGGAGAUCGCCGCCCAAGACAAACACACAAGGCUACAGAGACCAGCCAGCCUCCAUCCGCAAACGCCGCCACUCAGGUACAGACCGUUGCUGACCUUGAGCCCACCGAGCCUGUCAAGACAGAGGAGGCACAUGAAGUCGAGGCACCAAAGACUCCCGAGCCAGCUGAGGCUGAGGAGGUCAAGGAGCUUCCAGUUGUUGCACCUGCCGCUGACUUGAUCGCUCAUUAUGUUCGUGAUGUUAUUGCUGACGGUACCACUCUACCACCAAACUGUGUUUUCGAGCAGACCUGGUACCUCCGCAAUGGUGGUAACAGUGCAUGGCCUGCCGGAUGUAGCGUCAAGUUCGUCGGUGGUGACAACAUGUGUGCUGUCGACCCAGCGCACCCAGCGUCUGUUCACGAGCUCGUCUCUGCUGCCGAGAGCACAACCUGCUACACCGAGGUUGCUCCUGGCCAAGAGGUUGGUUUCACCGUGUUGAUGCGAACUCCACCACGCGAGGGUAACUUCAUCUCAUACUGGCGUCUCACUGGCCCAGCUGGAGACAAAUUUGGCCACAGACUCUGGUGUGACGUUAAUGUCAACGAGCCAGCUCAGCCAGUCAAGGAGGAAGAGCCAGAAGAAGCUAAGGAGGAAGUCGCUGAGCCAAAGAUCGAGACCGAAGGCAGCCAAAUGAUCUUCCCCAAGCUCGAGAAGGAGUCUCCUGCUAGCAGCAUUCACCAGGAAGCUCCAGCCGCCGCCUCAGUACACGAGGAUGCUGAAGACGACUUUGAGGACUUUGUCGACCAAGAUCUUGCUGAUGAGGAGACUGAUGAUGGCUUCAUGACCGAUGAGGAGUACGAUAUUCUGGAUGCUUCCGAUGAGGAAUACCUCGCCGAACAGGCGAAGGUUACAAGAAAGUAG